Molecule: messenger RNA, 2693 nt
Organism: Engraulis encrasicolus (European anchovy)
Lineage: Eukaryota; Metazoa; Chordata; Actinopteri; Clupeiformes; Engraulidae
Product: adhesion G protein-coupled receptor E5-like
Exons: 22
Biological process (GO): cell surface receptor signaling pathway; adenylate cyclase-activating G protein-coupled receptor signaling pathway
Cellular component (GO): plasma membrane
Molecular function (GO): G protein-coupled receptor activity; calcium ion binding
Source: RefSeq, a predicted model, not a curated record
ACACACAUGGAAGUUACUAUUGCUCCUGUCUGGAAGGAUUCUCCUCUUCCAAGGAGAAUUUUACAGCAGAGGACUCUGGAUGCAAAGAUAUUAAUGAGUGUCGGUUGAAGGUUUGUGGUCCUGACAAGAAGUGCAAGAACACAGUAGGAUCCUUCAAGUGUGUGUGCCGUGAUGGAUAUCGGAAAGAUGAUCGAGGAGAUGAGGACUGCAAUGAUGUGGAUGAGUGUGUGGAGAGUCCUCUUGUGUGUGGUUCAAAUGGCACCUGCACAAACACACCUGGUAGCUACACCUGUACCUGUCCAACAGGGUUUCGUAACCAUGACAUCAGCAACACAACAACACCUUGUGAAGAUGUGGAUGAGUGCAUCGAUCCUGUGUGUGGCCAUCCAAAUGGCACCUGCUCAAACACACCUGGCAGCUAUACCUGUACCUGUCCAUCAGGGUUCCGUAACCAAGGCAACACCAGCAACGGAACUUGUGAAGACGUGGAUGAGUGUAAGGAGAAGGCCGCUAUUUGUGGUCCAAACAGCACCUGCACAAACAUUAACGGUAGCUACACCUGCAGCUGUGUUGAAGGGUUCAAGAUGAGCACCGUCACGGGCUACUGUGAAGAUGACAACGAAUGUGACACCGUGCCUGUGUAUCCCUCCCUCUGUGGAGAACAUGCCCAGUGCCUCAAUACAAAAGGCAGCUACUACUGUGAGUGUGAGGAGGGAUACCAGUCCCUUAAAGGACCGAAAUUUACCGCAGAUGACCCCAAAUGCCAAGACAUAGACGAGUGUAAAACAGUGAAUAUUUGUGGCUUGCCUUCGGAGGGGAUUUGUUCAAACACCAAUGGCAGCUACAUAUGUGUGUGUAAAGCCGAACACAGUAACUAUGGAAACCCACAAGGCAGAUGCACAAAGAUCACUUGUGAUGGGUAUGAAGAUGAUGGCUCCAAGGAACAGGGAGGAGCGCUGGGGCGACUCUGGGGGAAGAUGAGGGCCAACUGUAAAGGCCUGAGCAGCGGCCAGGGGAAGCCAGACCACUCAGCAGCACACGGACUACUGGAGGAUGUGUUAACAGCCACAGACGACUUCCUGUCCUCUGCUGGCGACAUGGCGGACAGCAGCAAGAUGACGGGCCUGCUGACCAUGAUGGAGAAGGCCAUGAUGCUGAUUGGCCCACAGCUCAAGGAGAACAAGACCACCAUGGAGACCAACUACACAGAGGCUGAGUUAGCUGUGAAGAGAGGAAAGACUGCCCCCACAGGCCACGUGGAGCUGGCUACUGACAAUGCCUCAUUUAAGACCAACUGGGAGACCGCAUCAGGCAACGGCAUCUAUCCAGGUUUUACAGUGGCUGCCCUGGUCAGCUACCGAGGCAUCAACUCCACUCCUGCCUCCUCCCUGGAGAGCCUGAAGGAGAGCCUGAAGGAGGAGAUGGAGGCCAAGAGCAGAGAGGAGGUGCAGGAGGAGGAGGAGGACAACAAAGGGAGGAGGAGAGUGAAGGUCGACCUGGAGAUGGUAUCCAACGUGGUGACAGCCUGCGUGAGCAACCCGGACACACACAGCCUGCCAGAACCUGUUACGUUCACCUUCAAACACACAAACACUCCGAAACAGGACCAGAAGAAGAAUAUCAAAGUGGGUUUCGAGUGUGUGUUCUGGGACGGUGGUGUGUGGUCGCAGCGCGGCUGUGUGAAGAUCCAGUCCAACGACACACACACCACCUGCAGCUGUAACCACCUGAGCAGCUUUGCUGUUCUCAUGGCCCUCUAUGACAUCAAGCACACCUUUGAGCUGCGGCUGUUGACGUGGAUCGGCCUGGCCGUCUCCCUCUUCUGCCUCGUCCUCUGCAUCCUGACCUUCGGCUUCUGCAGGUCCAUCCGGGGCACGCGCACCACCAUUCACCUGCACCUCUCCAUCUGCCUCUUCAUGGCCGACCUGAUAUUCCUCUGUGGCAUCAGCCAGGCCGGACAGCCUGGCUGUGGCCUGGUGGCUGCCCUCCUCCACUACUUCUUCCUGGCUGCGUUUGCCUGGAUGCUGCUGGAGGGCGUGCAGCUGUCAUCAGAGGAUGGUUGCGUGCUGGUGGUUCCCAACAGCAGCCUGAGGUUGACUGGGGGGUCUCUGGAGAAAUGGUUUAUUUAUCUGGGCCUUCUUCGCGGCCGCUCGUGUGCAUCAAUCAUUCCUCCUCAACGCCUCUCAUUCUUCCUCAUCACGCUGUGGAGACUGGCGCAGAAGCUCAGCAGCCUCAACCCCGACCUCACGGGCAACAACCUACAGAUGAAUCAGACUAGGGUGUGCGAGGAACUUGUCAGUUAUGGUGUCAACCACCCACACCAAAAUCAGUUCACGGUGAGGAGAAGAGUAGUGCCCAAAGUUCCCCUCCAGAAUGCCAGCUCUGCAGCCCAGAAGAAGCGCAGAGAUACACGGAAUUACAACGAAUCCAAAACCGCCUCCAGCAAACAACAACAGCCAAACAGGCCUUUGAGGACAGGAGCCACCUCCACUGGCCCAACUCAAAUCUAUGAGGAGACCUGGCUCCGCGUUCCUAACCGAGUAUCCGUGCAGUCCUCGGCGAGACGGUCCACAGCGCGGCUGGGCCCCCCGCUUGCCGAAGCCCACCGUGAGUUGGUAGGACGUGCAUUGGUAGACGCGGCCGUCACUCAAAACAGCGCCCCAAGCCGGCCAAUCACCAAGCUAGCCCCGUCG